Molecule: messenger RNA, 846 nt
Organism: Ostreobium quekettii
Lineage: Eukaryota; Viridiplantae; Chlorophyta; Ulvophyceae; Bryopsidales; Ostreobiaceae
Source: the annotation of a GenBank genome assembly
AUGUCUUUUCGCGGGAGCGCAUUCAGGGACUUCUUCGGGGAGGACCCCUUCGAGCGGAUGGAGAGGAUGAUGGUGUCGGCGUUCAGCGACCCGUUCUUCGCGGGCGCCCCGCCGGCGCCCUUCGGCCACCAUGGCGGACAGGUCGAGCGCCGCCGAGGUGGGCCCCAGCGGGCGCGGGGGCCCGUCAUCGAGGAAGUGGAGGAUGGGCAUGUGAACGAGGGGCAGCGCCUCGCGGAGCCCAUCGUUGAAGAGCCGGUCGAAGAUGACUAUGUCUACAGCCACCAGGGCCGCCAGAGGAGACAGCAGUCUGGUCGCCAGAGGGAUCGACGACAGCCUCGUGGUGACAGUAAUGCGCUGUCCACUGGUUUCCACAUGGAGAUGGGCCCCAACAUGGUGCCGUCGCUGUCGACUUUUGGCAAUGCGGGCAUGGCGACGUUCAGCUACAGCAACUCGUCCUCCCGCAGCUUUGGCCCCACCCAAGUCUAUUCAUCCACAACCACCUCAAGAAUGGGCCCUGGCGGGGUUCGCGAAACACAGACCACCAUCCAGGAUGGUCGAUCAGGCAGGGAGGAGAUAUCGAUUUCCAGGGGAAUCAGGGAACGGGAAAGAACCAUCACAAGGAGAAGGGAUGCUACUGGGCGCGAGGAGACCAUUGAUACGCUGCAUCACAUGACCUCUGAGGAGGCUUCACAGUUCGACCGAGAAUGGAUGCAGCAGGCAGGGAGGCACCUCCCAUCACUUGGGGGGGCCGGCAUUGGUGCUGGUCUCAUGCUGGAACAGCCAAGAUUGCAGUCAGGUGGUCGCCCUCAAAUUGGGUACAGGGAAUCCAGGAACCGCUACGCAUGA